Cucurbita maxima (winter squash) is the source of this 2507-nucleotide messenger RNA. Its product is annotated as ABC transporter F family member 5. Lineage: Eukaryota; Viridiplantae; Streptophyta; Magnoliopsida; Cucurbitales; Cucurbitaceae. The transcript has 9 exons. The coding region runs from base 167 to 2305 and encodes 712 amino acids. Gene Ontology annotation, molecular function: ATP hydrolysis activity; ATP binding. The record is from RefSeq and is a predicted model, not a curated record.
UAUCUGGUGAACCGUGGGCUGAAUCCUGUUCUCAGUUUGCCAUUGAAGGAGCUCGCGCUUCCUUUCCUUAUCGCAAUCUCCUUUGAGUUGCGAGUUCCUUCGAUUCACGAACCGCGAUUUCUUCUAUUUCAUCUGUAUUUCUUGCUGUUUCUUUGAUUUCUCAGACAUGGACUUGACUAUCAAGCUUCAUCAUCUUCACCUCCGCCCGAGCUUUCUCACCGGCUCACCUCUGUUGGAUUCUCGGAAGACUGUAUUUGGGGCUUGUCAGCACCAGGUUUCGAAUCGAACGGCUGUUCAACCCAUUGGAGGUAACUUCAAAAGUAUUAGAGCUAGUAGUUUGCCCAAUCCUAGAAGAGCGAAUUCUAGAGUGGAAGCAGUGGCCGUAGAAGCAUCGGUUGCGGAAACUUCGACCAAAGAUGAUAUUGAAUCUUUGUUUUCCAGCGACUCAGCGGAUGGAUUUGAAGGUAAACGUGUAUUUAAACAGUCAAAUGCUGGCGAUUCUCGAAUUUCGUCAGGUGUGAAGCUUGAAAAUGUGAGUAAGAGCUAUAAGGGAGCGACGGUAUUGAAGAACGUGAGUUGGGAAGUUAAAAAAGGUGAAAAAGUUGGUUUGGUUGGUGUAAAUGGUGCAGGGAAAACGACGCAAAUGCGGAUUAUUGCCGGUCUCGAAGAGCCUGAUUCAGGGAAUGUGAUAAAGGCGAAGGCAAAUAUGAAAAUUGCAUUUCUGAGCCAAGAAUUUGAGGUUUCGUUGAGCAGGACAGUGAAGGAGGAGUUUUUGAGUGCAUUCAAAGAGGAAAUGGAGAUAGCAACAAGGUUGGAGAAGGUUCAGAAGGCUUUGGAAACUGCAGUGGAAGAUUUGCAGUUGAUGGGUAGGCUACUGGAUGAGUUUGAUUUGCUUCAGCGGCGAGCACAAGCAGUUGACCUAGACGAAGUGGAUGUUAAGGUCAGUAAGCUGAUGCCGGAACUUGGAUUUUCUGAGGAGGACUCAGACAGGUUGGUGGCAUCUUUUAGUGGGGGGUGGCAGAUGAGAAUGUCGCUUGGGAAGAUCUUACUUCAGGAGCCUGAUUUGUUACUAUUGGAUGAGCCUACGAAUCAUCUUGAUCUUGACACUAUAGAGUGGCUUGAGGGUUAUCUCAACAAGCAGGAUGUGCCAAUGGUUAUCAUUUCACAUGACAGAGCUUUUUUGGAUCAGCUGUGUACAAAAAUAGUUGAAACUGAUAUGGGUGUAUCGAGAACAUAUGAGGGAAAUUAUUCACAAUAUGUCAUUUCAAAGGCUGAAUGGAUUGAAGCUCAAAAUGCAGCGUGGGAGAAGCAGCAGAAGGAAAUUGAACACACAAAAGACUUGAUAAGUCGGCUAGGUGCUGGUGCAAAUUCCGGUCGUGCUUCCACAGCUGAAAAGAAAUUGGAGAGGCUUCAAGAAGAGGACCUUGUAGAAAAGCCAUUUCAAAGGAAACAAAUGAAGAUUAGAUUCCCUGAGCGUGGGCAGAGUGGGAGAUCUGUUGUAGCUAUAAAAAAUUUGGAAUUUGGGUUUGAAGAUAAGCAGUUGUUCAGUAAAGCAAAUCUUAUCAUUGAAAGGGGUGAGAAGAUUGCCAUUCUUGGCCCAAAUGGAUGUGGAAAAAGUACACUACUAAAAUUAAUAAUGGGUUUGGAAAAGCCAAAAGGAGGUGAAGUUCUGCUUGGGGAGCACAACGUGUUGCCUAACUAUUUUGAACAAAAUCAGGCCGAGGCACUUGAUCUGGAUAAGACAGUGCUCGAGACAGUAGAGGAAGUUGCUGAGGACUGGAGAGUUGAUGACAUAAAAGGUCUCCUCGGGCGCUGUAACUUUAAAACUGAGAUGCUCGAUAGGAAGGUUUCAUUUUUGAGCGGUGGGGAGAAGGCACGCCUUGCAUUUUGUAAGUUCAUGGUAAAACCAUCAACGUUGCUGGUGUUGGAUGAACCUACAAAUCACUUGGAUAUACCUUCGAAAGAGAUGCUCGAGGAGGCAAUAAAUGAAUACCGUGGCACUGUCAUCACUGUUUCUCAUGAUCGAUACUUCAUAAAGCAAAUUGUAAAUAGAGUCAUUGAAGUUAAAGACGGCAAUUUACAGGAUUAUGCGGGUGACUACAAUUAUUAUCUGGAAAAGAAUCUGGAUGCCAGGGAAAGAGAGCUAGAACGUGAGGCAGAGCUUGAAGGAAAGGCUCCUAAGCUUAAAGCCAAAUCCAAGAUGUCUAAGGCCGAGAAGGAAGCACGGAAGAAACAGAAGAUUCAGUCAUUUCAGCAAGCGAAAGCUAAAUCAAAAGGACAAAAGAAUUCCAAGAGAUGGAACUGAGUGAGACCUUUUAAACUCUCAUUGAACGUUAUUAUUGAAAUUAAUGAGAUGGUAAUAGAAACUAGGAAGCCUAGGAGGUAUAGCACAUUGGGAGCCAGAUUCCUCACCUUGUCUAUAAUGUAUAAAAGAAUCAUAAGCCCUUUAUUUAGAAUGCUGUAAUGGAAAAUCUUAUCCUGUUAUUUCAUGGUGUUACAAGCAUACA